AUGAAGAAGAAGGUAUUACUUAUGGGCAAAAGUGGUUCGGGUAAGACCAGUAUGCGUUCCAUUAUAUUUGCCAAUUAUAUAGCACGGGAUACUACACGUUUGGGAAGCCACAUCGAUGUGGAGCAUUCUCAUGUACGUUUUUUGGGUAAUUUGGUUUUGAAUUUGUGGGAUUGUGGUGGCCAGGACGGUUUUAUGCAACAAUAUUUUGCCUCACAACGUGAUAAUAUCUUUCGUAAUGUAGAGGUUUUGAUUUAUGUAUUUGAUGUUGAAAGUCGUGAAUUGGAAAGAGAUGUCCAUUACUAUCAAUCGUGUUUGGAGGCCUUGCUGCAGAAUUCUCCCGACGCCAAAAUCUUUUGUUUAAUACACAAAAUGGAUUUGGUUGCUGAAGAGCAAAGAGAAACUUUGUUUAAAGAUAGAGAAGAUGAUUUAAUACGUUUAAGUCGUCCUGGUAAUGUAACAUGCUUUAGAACCAGUAUAUGGGAUGAGACACUAUACAGAGCCUGGUCCAGCAUAGUAACUGCUAUACCCAAUGUGGCCGCUUUAGAAAACUCUCUUACCCAUUUUGCCAAUGUCAUAGAGGCCGAUGAAGUUCUACUCUUCGAAAAGGCCACCUUUUUGGUAAUUUCCCAUUGCCAGAGUAAAAAGAAUCGUGAUUCUCAUCGUUUUGAAAAGGUUUCCAAUAUUAUAAAACAAUUUAAAUUGAGUUGUUCGAAAUUGGGUGGCAAAUUCCUGUCCAUAGAAGUACGCAAUAGUGCCUUUGCUGCUUUCAUUGAUACUUUUACUAGCAACACUUAUGUUAUGGUCGUUAUGUCAGAUCCCACUAUACCCUCGGAGGCCACUCUGGUUAAUAUACGUAAUGCUCGUAAAUAUUUUGAGGAAUUAGAAAAUCCCAAUAGUAAUGCUGUUAAUCAUCAUCAAUAUCACUGAAUGCUGUUUUGGUAGGGCCACAGGUGGGGAUUUUGGAUAGUUUGAAUCAUGAUAAAGCUUUUUCCUUUUUUUUACUACUUUUUAUGCAUACGCGAUUGAGAAUGUAAUGUGCAAAUUUGUUUUUGUUAAAAGUGUUUCUUUAGGCCUAAGGUUCUUCUCUUUUUUCCAUAAUAAGCAUAAAAUAUUAUAAAUAUACAAAUAAAAUUAUAAAUUUUUCUAAUAAA
Lucilia sericata (common green bottle fly) is the source of this 1151-nucleotide messenger RNA. Its product is annotated as ras-related GTP-binding protein A-like. Gene Ontology annotation, molecular function: GTP binding; GTPase activity. Lineage: Eukaryota; Metazoa; Arthropoda; Insecta; Diptera; Calliphoridae. Gene Ontology annotation, biological process: cellular response to starvation; cellular response to amino acid stimulus; positive regulation of TOR signaling. Gene Ontology annotation, cellular component: Gtr1-Gtr2 GTPase complex; nucleus; lysosome. The record is from RefSeq and is a predicted model, not a curated record.